GCGCGAGAGAUGAGCCACGCCUCCGCACGUCAUUCUCAUUAUUCCCUCACCCCGCCGCCCGCCCGCGAAGCCGCCCCCCCAAACAGCACUCACAACGACUCAUUAUCGGCUCGGAUAAAACCCCCAAGAAACACCCCCGCAGAAGGAAGGCAGCACUCCUCUUAAUUAUAAGAAGCGGUCUUCGCUCAGAAACUCUCCCUCCCUCGCAGCUGCACACAAGCCCACACACACAUCGCGCCCCCCAAGAUGACAGACGAGAGCGACAAACCCGUCACCACCGCUGCACUUGCAGACCGCACACACACACACACACCGCCAGGAGGUGCAAGAAAGGACGGUUACAGGACGACGCCCAAGGGUGAAGGGAGGGACGACGGGGAGAUUGACAGGGAUAGGGGGUAUCUUCCGAUUGAGAACUAUGGCAUGAUCGGGAACAUGCGCACUGUCGCGAUGUGUGGAACAGAUGGAGCGAUCGAUUUCUUCUGCUAUCCCAAGUUUGACAGCCCGUCCAUCUUCGCUCGGAUUUUGGAUCAGCACAAGGGAGGCCACUUUCAUAUCUUCCCAGUAGGCGAGACCCGCCACAAGCAGCAGUACCUGCCCAACAGCAAUGUCCUUCAAACAAGGUUUCUUUCCGAGGAAGGAGUCAUACAUGUAACGGAUUUCAUGCCAGUCCCCUCCGCCAAGAAACCCUUCCUGCACUGGCUCAACAGGGUCGUGGAGUGCAAGCGCGGGAAAUACAAAGUCCGAAUUGAGUGCUACCCCGCGUUCGACUAUGCGCGGGCGAAACAUACUACGACAAUCGUGCAAGAACGAGGCCUAGACGGCGUAGUCCGCAAAUCCUCCACCGGCUGCUCCGCCGGCGGCGCCACCGUCGUCUUCAAAUCCUCCUGCGGUCUCACCAUGGACCUCCGCCACGUCAUCUACUGCGGCGAAAACUCCGUCGGCAUCGACGUCAGCGAUCCAGCGGUGCACUGCGACGACUCGUCAAACGACAAGUAUGAGGCCCCCGAACUCACCUGGUCCGUCGAGCAGAAGGACAAGAUGCUCGGCCCGGGCGUGUGGGCGGAAGUGGAGUUGAAGGAGGGCCAGCGCAUUUCGUUUGCGUUUAGGGAACGCCCCGAGGAAGAGGAUGCGGCUGUCAACCCGACGUUUGAUAAUGAUUUGAUGGAGAGUUUGUUGAAGGAUACGUUCAGUUAUUGGAUCAGGUGGAUUGGGAAGAGUAAAUACAGUGGGAGGUGGAGGGAGGCGGUUCAUCGCAGUGCACUGUCACUCAAGCUCCUGAUCUACGAGCCCACGGGAGCCGUCGUCGCCGCACCGACCUUCGGGCUCCCUGAAGAGCUCGGCGGAGAGAGGAACUGGGAUUAUCGGUAUACAUGGGUCCGGGAUUCGGCGUUCACGAUCUAUGCGUUGAUUCGAAUCGGUCUCACCGAAGAAGCGGAAGGAUUCAUGAACUUCAUCGAGAACCGGUGUCAGGAGCUGACACCGGAAGGCGCCCUCCAAGUCAUGUACACAAUCGACGGCAAGCACGAACUCCCUGAAACCUCCCUCGAGCACCUCGAAGGCUACCGCGGCUCGCGCCCGGUCCGCAUCGGCAACGGCGCGUACGACCACCUCCAGCUCGACAUCUACGGCGAACUGCUGGACUCGAUCUAUCUGUAUAACAAGUAUCGCGCCCCGGUGUCUUAUGAUACGUGGUGUCAGGUCAGGAAGCUUGUGAAUUAUGUCUGUGGGAAUUGGGAUAAGCCGGAUAUGAGCAUAUGGGAAGUUCGCGGGUUGAAGAAGAACUUUACGUACAGUAAAGUCAUGUGCUGGGUCGCCGUCGACAGAGGGCUCCGCCUCGCCGAAAAACGCAGCCUUCCCUGCCCCGACCGGGCCAAAUGGCUCGAAACGCGGGACAAGAUCUACGAAACGGUGAUGACAGACGGCUGGUCGGCGAAACGCCAAUGCUUCAUCCAGUGCUAUGAGGAGAAGGAGAACCCGGUGCUGGAUGCGAGUAUUUUGAUUAUGCCGCUUUGUUUCUUCAUUAGUGCGUCGGACCCGAGGAUGAUCAGCACGAUCAAGCAGAUUAUGUUGCCGCCGGAGAAAGGCGGCCUCCUAGCCAACAACCUAGUCUACCGCUACGACCGGAAAGCAUUCGACGACGGCCUGAGCGGCGAAGGCGAGGGGACGUUUAGCAUGUGCACCUUCUGGCUCGUGGAAGCGCUCUGCCGCGCCGGCAAACAGCACCCGGACCUCCUUGAACGCGCGGUGGUGAUGUUUGAGCAGAUGAUUGCGUACGGGAACCACCUGACGCUCUUCAGCGAGGAGAUUGCGGGCAGCGGCGAGAUGCUGGGGAACUUCCCGCAGGCGUUUACCCAUAUUGCGAUGAUGAGUGCGGCGUUCAAUUUGGAUAGGAGUUUGAGUGGGAAGGCUGAGGCUUUGUGAAAUUCAACAACCCCCGGACUGGGGGGAUCAGAUGCGACACCCGGUGAAGGCAUCGGGUCCGUAGUCUCGACGUAGAUUCCCUCCCCGGCUUUCGAGUCCAACCCGUCACUGUCACAUUCUCACCCACUAGUCUGUAGCCUGUGCGAUUCCCCGAUCCUCUCCCGGGCGGAUCUGUCUCCACCCCGUAUUGGGUAGUUCUGCAUAUAUUUCUCCGUGGUUAGGUGUAGAUUCCUCCCCUUUUGUGCACAUACGAUCCUUUCAUAGUAUGCAUCGAGUUCACCUUCGCCACCGCUGCAUCGACCUCCGGCAGCUGUCGCGAGAACCGCCAUAGGUCCUGGCAUAGCUGGAUCCACAGCCCGUGUUCGUUGGAUG
Fimicolochytrium jonesii is the source of this 2796-nucleotide messenger RNA. RefSeq names its product glycoside hydrolase family 15 protein. Bases 247 to 2424 code for a protein of 725 amino acids. NCBI's taxonomy places the organism in Eukaryota, Fungi, Chytridiomycota, Chytridiomycetes, Spizellomycetales, Powellomycetaceae. Gene Ontology annotation, molecular function: hydrolase activity, hydrolyzing O-glycosyl compounds. Gene Ontology annotation, biological process: carbohydrate metabolic process. The transcript has 18 exons. The record is from RefSeq and is a predicted model, not a curated record.